CCAUACCAUACAUUGCAGCAUGUGUGCUCUAACGUCUUCAUGGCAGACUACGAUUCGCCAUCGGCUAGAAGAACGUGAUGAUCGCGAGAGAGAAUUCGAUGAUUUAGUAGGCAAUUAUCAAAGAUUGGCAAAGUAUGCUAAACAACAAAAAGAACGCAAUCAAUCACUAUUGGCAGCUUCUGAUGGUGCAGCGACAUCAUCGACAAAAGUGGCAGCAGAGGGUGAAGGAACAGCUGUGAAACAAGCAUACAUCACUUCAUUGGAAGGUCAGCUACAAUCCAUGCGUGACGAAUUGGCAACACUAUACAAAACUCAAUCUCAAAAUGCACAGCGGCUACUGGUGCUGAACGAACAAAUUCGAAACAAAGACGAACGUGAACGUGAACAGACUGACGAAAGCCGAAAGACGACAGACGAAAUGGUUCGUUUGAAACGUAAAGAAGAAGACCUUCGAGGGGUAGUAGGAGAAAAAGACAAGAUGAUUCAGUUAUUACAAGAUGAAUUAUCGGCACUUUCCCUUGAGCUUAAUCAAGUUGAAAUUCGAAAUGAAGACCUUAAACGUGAUAAUGCAAGUUUAUUACAACGUUGGCUUGAUAGAAUGAACGAUGAAGCCGAAAAAAUGAACGAAGGUAAUCAAUUCUUGCAAGAAGUUGAUCACGUUAAACGAAAAGCCACCGGCGCCGAAAAUGCUUCCGAAGAUAAUUUCUCACACCUGGAAAAAGGAAAGGAGAAGGCAUGAGACAUAUCAGAAGGAGCAGGAGCAGCGAUAUACCCCACCCCAUGUAAUACUAUUCCAAUCGUCAUUGUUAAUUAGCUCAUCAAUCGUCGGACUUGCUUGACCCAUU
Molecule: messenger RNA, 845 nt
Organism: Meira miltonrushii
Lineage: Eukaryota; Fungi; Basidiomycota; Exobasidiomycetes; Exobasidiales; Brachybasidiaceae
Product: autophagy protein 16
Exons: 1
Coding region: 20-739 (239 amino acids)
Biological process (GO): autophagosome assembly
Cellular component (GO): autophagosome membrane
Source: RefSeq, a predicted model, not a curated record